This is a messenger RNA of Podospora anserina S mat+, 1848 nucleotides long. RefSeq lists its product as uncharacterized. The transcript has 3 exons. The record is from RefSeq and is a predicted model, not a curated record. Lineage: Eukaryota; Fungi; Ascomycota; Sordariomycetes; Sordariales; Podosporaceae. Gene Ontology annotation, molecular function: oxidoreductase activity, acting on the CH-CH group of donors. The coding region runs from base 1 to 1848 and encodes 615 amino acids.
AUGGAGCCUUCAAGUUCGAAUACUGGUUUUAUCCAGCAACAGCCCGUGAUCAACAACCAGUUCUAUGAUGAUGUGAGCUACCAAAGAGUAGCCAGAUUAUUCCUGCCAUCGGAUAUCCUUGACAAAAUCACACCCGAUGCUGCUCAGAUCGGCCAAGAGGUCUUGUCUCAGCAAGUCUUCGAUUGGGUAACUGACGCCGAGCAUAACCAGCCAUAUCUGCGCGGAAAUGGCCGGGAUUCAUUCGGCAAGCCCAAAAGCGAGCUGGUUGUUGUCGUUGCUUUGAACUACGACACUGACCACGGCCCUUACACUCGCCUUGUCCAGUUUUUGCGGUGCCACCUCUGGGAAGCAUCAUGCGCCAAUACCCUCUGCCCAGCGGCUAUGCAAGAUGGCGCGGCCCGUCUCCUUCAACGUCAUCUGUUCACUUCCGCCGCGAAGAAACUCUCGCCGAUUGAACGUGAGGUCUUUCAGAAUGCCUACAGCCACCUAACCUCCCGUGACCCAACCAAAAUAUGGACCAGCGGCCAAUGGAUGACCGAGCGAACUGGCGGCAGUGACGUAUCUCAGACAGAAACCGUAGCCACUUACGACCCCUUUCCUUCCUCAGCCCCAGUCCCCUUGGCAUCACAGUCCGAAUCCAUCCCCCUCGGCCCAUGGUCCAUCUCCGGCUUCAAGUGGUUCUCAUCAGCCACCGACUCCCACAUGACCAUUCUCCUCGCCAGAACCCAUCCCUCCAAGGGCGUAUCCGCCUUCUUCGCCCCCAUGCGCCGCGAUAACCCUUCCCUAGUCUCCCACACGGGCGAAAGCGGAAACGGCACCGAACUCAACGGUAUCACCAUCCAGCGUCUCAAGCACAAAUUCGGCACCCAAUCCCUCCCUACAGCAGAGCUCGAGCUCAAGGGUAUGCGAGGUUGGCUUAUUGGCGAGGAGGGCAAAGGAAUCCAGGAAAUCAGCACCAUCCUCAACAUCACCCGCGUGCACACUACCGUCUCUUCCAUGGGCUACCUUGGGCGUUCGCUCGGCAUCGCCCGGUCCUUUGCCCUUGUCCGCCCCGUCGGAAUGGGCAAAGGCAAGCGAAUUGCCUUGUCGUCGCACCCUUUGCAUAUGAGAACACUGGCCAACAUGACGACUGACUACCACGGUAUGAUGCUGCUGACGUUUUACACAAUCCACGCUCUCGGUCUGGAUGAGCGGUUUCUUCCCUCCAACCAAGCGGCGACAAAGGUCCCGACUCCACCUAAGGAGUUGGUCCAGCCUUUACUCAGGGUAUUGUCCAGUCUUCACAAGUCCUAUGUCUGCGAGACAACUGUCCCACUGGUGUACGGCUGCAUGGAAGCGCUGGGAGGGGUAGGAUACAUGCAGAAUGUCGAGUCUGAGCAUCUCAAUAUCUCUAGACUGUUCCGUGAUUGCUGCGUUGGUGCUAUUUGGGAGGGGACGACUGAUGUCUUGGCUAGUGAUACGCUUCGUGCUUUGAAGCACCCCCUGAGCGGGAAGCAGUCAGUUCAAGCUUUGGAUUGGCUGAUUCUGUCGUCGAAGAAUGCAGGGUUGGUGGAGGAAUGGCAAGUGUUGAAGAACAAGAUUGAUACGGGCAACCAGGAGGAACUGUUGCCUGAGGCUAGGGGGUUGGUGUUUAGGAUUGCGGAGAUUAUCAUCUCGGUGCUGUACUUGGUUGAUGCUGAGGCUGAUCUGGGGGUUGAGAUUGAGGCCAUGUGUGCUAGGUUUAUGGAGAAGAAGGGUUUCAGUGUUUAUGAGGCGCCGGGGAAGAGGGCAAGGGAAGGAGGAUUGAAGCUCGAUCAGGCGAUUGUUUAUGGCGCUGGGAAGGACCUUGCUCAGGGCGCGAAGCUCUAA